Molecule: messenger RNA, 795 nt
Organism: Brienomyrus brachyistius
Lineage: Eukaryota; Metazoa; Chordata; Actinopteri; Osteoglossiformes; Mormyridae
Gene: mrpl40
Product: mitochondrial ribosomal protein L40
Exons: 4
Coding region: 153-767 (204 amino acids)
Cellular component (GO): mitochondrial ribosome; mitochondrial large ribosomal subunit
Source: RefSeq, a predicted model, not a curated record
UCGGAUAGGGUCGACUGUGACACAAGGGGACAACGUGAAGAGUCUGAACGAGAGGACAAAAGGAUUUACAACUUGUACAUUUAACCGGAGAAGUUUUGUGUGAUUAUAAGUAUUUGUUGGAUUGUCGAGACAUUUGUGCAUUACAGUAAAUUAUGUUCGUCUCUGUGGGUUGUACACUAACGAGGGUAUUGUUGCACCAAAGUACGACGACAUGCAUGUUAACAGCGCAGCCAGCAAACAUUAGGCUCAAUCACUGGUUUCCGUCUUUACUCGCAGUGAAGACCUCUGCUCCUGUAAGAGCAGAGCCCACUAAGAAGAAGAAGAAAGUAGACCCAAAACGAGAUGUGGAAGCCAGAGAACGUCUCAAGAAAAAGCUCAAAAGAAUGGAAAAAGUCCCUACAGAAUUUAUACCUAUUGAAGAUUUUAUUGUACCAUCCAAAUACCUUGAUGAGAUCAGAGUGCGUUCCCCACCGCAGCUGUUGUCAGAGGAGAGCGAGCGCAGGGCGCUGCUGCUGAAGGACUGGGCCCGCUACAAGCAGGCUCAGCACAUGGAAGAGAUGGCAGCUAUUGCCCAGGCUUUGGAUGCACAACAGGAAGCACUGAAGGAGCUGCGGCUGGAGUCAGAGGAGCUGUAUCAGGCUGCCAUCCAACGAGACCCACAGCUUGUCCCUUUCCAAAACCAGGGACCCAGCCACACUCCACCAAUAGCAAACUACCAAGCACCAGAAGGCAAAUAUAAUGAUAUUACCAAGGUUUAUGUGCAAUAAGUAAUAAAAAAUGCAGGGCAGAACUGAA